This is a messenger RNA of Herpailurus yagouaroundi (jaguarundi), 3768 nucleotides long. RefSeq names its product sushi domain containing 6 (gene SUSD6). The coding region runs from base 388 to 1299 and encodes 303 amino acids. The transcript is spliced from 6 exons. NCBI's taxonomy places the organism in Eukaryota, Metazoa, Chordata, Mammalia, Carnivora, Felidae. The record is from RefSeq and is a predicted model, not a curated record. Gene Ontology annotation, biological process: DNA damage response.
CCUUCCCCUCCCCCCGCACUCCGCGGUCCUCCCCCGCCCGCGCGGUACAGCUGGGCCAGUGACGCGGGAGCUACCGCCGCCGCCACUGCCGUCGCCACCGCGUUCCAUUCUCCUAAGCCGGCGACAGCGUCGCCCCCAGCCUCCCACCGCCUUCUCCCGCAGCGCGGGCCAGCGCCAGCCAGACCAGGCACGCAGGGCCUCGCCUAGACCCGAGAGGGAUACGGGCGCGCGCAGGCGGCAGAGCGGAUCCCGGCGCUGCGGAAGCUUCGAGCGCCCCCCUCGCGGAGGUCGCGGUGCCGUUCCCCGGGUAAAUCUACCCGUGGCUGACUUUAGAAUUCUUCUGGCUUUUAAAUUUUUUCUUUUUAAAAUAACUUGGACGGAUAAAAGAUGUGCCAUGGCAGGAUAACACCAAAGAGCACCUCAGCGUUGGCCGUGGCCUCCGCGGGACAUGGAGUGUUCCUUCCACUGGUGAUCCUUAGCACCCUCCUUGGAGACGGACUUGCCUCAGUGUGUUCCCUACCCCCGGAGCCAGAGAAUGGUGGCUAUAUCUGCCACCCCCGGCCCUGCAGAGACCCCCUGAACGCGGGCAGCGUCAUUGAGUACCUGUGUGCUGAAGGCUACAUGUUGAAGGGUGAUUACAAGUACCUGACGUGUAAGAAUGGAGAAUGGAAACCAGCCAUGGAGAUUAGCUGCCGUCUCAAUGAGGACAAAGAUGCCCACACAUCACUUGGGGUCCCCACGCUGUCCAUAGUUGCUUCCACUGCCAGCUCCGUGGCACUCAUUCUCCUCCUCGUGGUGCUGUUUGUGCUGCUGCAGCCGAAGCUGAAGUCGUUCCAUCACAGCAGGCGCGACCAGGGGGUAUCUGGCGACCAGGUUUCCAUCAUGGUGGAUGGAGUCCAGGUUGCGCUACCGUCCUACGAGGAAGCUGUAUACGGCAGUUCCGGUCACUGUGUGCCUCCUGCUGACCCCAGAGUGCAGAUCGUGCUGUCAGAAGGGUCUGGGCCCGGUGGGAGGAACGGACCAAGGGAGCAGCAGUUGCAGGACCAGGGGGCCUGUUCCUCUGCAGGCGGAGAGGAGGAGGCCCCGGGCCAGUCUGGACUAUGCGAAGCCUGGGGCUCUCAGGGCUCAGAGACUGUGAUGGUGCAUCAGGCAACCACCUCUUCCUGGGUGGCCGGCUCAGGGAACAGCCGAGUGGCAUACAAAGAAGCCCCAGAUUCAGAGAACAGUGACAUACAAAGCCUUUUAUCCCUCACAUCGGAGGACUACACAGAUGAUAUCCCGCUGUUGAAAGAAGCAUGAGUGCUGCCACGGGCCUCUCCUCUCUGCAACGGUCCUCUCUGCCCCUCUUCCCUCUCCCUGUGGGUUUGAGUACGCCAUACUCCAGCCACCCUACCCGGAUACCUGAGCUGCCACCUGUGUAUCUGUGUAUCUCUGUAUCUCUGAGGGCCUCCAGGCCCACCUUGCUGGAAACUCAAGAUGAUUCUCGCCAUCUGCCCGCUGGACAGCUGGAGGAGCUGGCAUUUUGCCUACUCCAGCCUUCCCAUCUGUGUCGGAGACAUUUGAAUGUGCUGGACUGAACUCUUCCUUUCCCUGAGCCCUCCUGGUCCCCUCCAGCCAGCUCUUUGGCGGCAGACCCCACCAGCCUGCGUGGGCCUGAGAGCCGCUGUGUUUACUCGUGCCUUCCCCCACCCAGCCCAUUCGGUUUCCCUGUCAUGCAGGCUUGUUGCUGUCCUACAAGCCUUGGUGGCUGCACUGCUGCCCUCCGGCACACAGAGGGCCAGGCCUGGGUCUGGGUCUGGCCUGUCACCUUUGAGGGCUGGCACCACUGCCCUUAGCAGGAGCAGAUCCAAAAGUGGCUCUAAUUAGGGCAAGGAUGUGGGUGCCCGGGCCUGCCCUGGGUUGACACCCGUGGCACAUUUCUUUGGCUGAGGUUGGAGGAUGUGGAAAAUCACGCCAAAGCUAUCCCAGCACCCAGGUGUCCAGCUCAGAGGUUCUGGCCCCUGGCCCUGUUGAGUUUCUGAGAAGCGUUGAAAAGAUCCUGAGGGAGGGAAGGAAGGUGGCUGAUGGGUGAUUGUCUUCCUAAUAUGCAAAUUCUCACUUCCUACUUCUAGCACCGGCCUUCCUGGCCUUGGUCUUUUCUGUUUCACUGGAGUGUGAAGGGAAGUGGCCUGCUGCCUCCUGGGUUUUGGUCCUUGGCAGCCCCAGCUUCCUUGCUGCCCACAGGGGCCCGAGGUGAAUCAUCGCUGGGAUGGGAGAGUUGCUGAGGUGCCACGGAAGGUCUGUGUGGCCAGUGGCAUUUGGGGCACGUUGCCCCGUUCUGGGUUCGUGGUGAUGGAAGGGAGCCUGAGAGGCACAGACCGAGUCCCCAGGCAGCUGCAGGCAGCUCCAGCCCCGGUCCUGAGGGUCCUCGUCACCACAGUCACGUGCCUUAGUAACUGUGCCCAGGAAGCGUGCUGCUGCUUGCUGCACUGCUGCUUUCCCUGCUUGUGUCUCCCCUGCCACCCUUCCACACGCCAGCCCACCAGCGAGUCCCUGCUCUCUCCCUUGGCCCCCCUGCCACCCUUCCACACGCCAGCCCACCAGCGAGUCCCUGGCACCUGGGAGAGGGGCCGACACUCCUGUACAUCCCCCUUGCGGGUCUGCAGCGGGUGAAUGAUUGCGAGGCAGCCUGGCUCCGGGUCCUGGAGUCGGAGCGGGUGGGCUCGGUGCUCCCAGAUGCUCCUGCUGGGGGCUCUCGCUCUGCCACGUGUGAAUGCUGACCAGGGCUGGGGUGGCAGAGCUCAGCCAGGCUGCUGUCAUCCUCAAAAGACGUGGCAUUAAAGAAUGCUUGUUUCUGUUUUGUUUUUGAAGCGCUGGGGCUGGGAGACUUGUAGCUGAGCCCACCUGUACCUCUGCUGCUCCCCAGCCGCUCUGUUUGGGAUGGUGAAAACAGUAAAGAACCCAGUCUAUUUUUAGUACCUGACCUAACAGGGUAGCUCCAGGCGUGGUUGGCCGCGAAGAUUAAGAGGAAUGGCCUCCUCUCAGCCUCCCGCGCCACUCUCAACACGCACUUUACCACCUGCCCGCUCCUGGCCUCCUGGCGCCACUGUAGUCUUCCUUCGCUCAGGGUAAGGGCAGUGCCUUCUGGGCCUGCGGGCAACCCCACACCUCCCCCCUUCCCCACCCAGGAGCCCUCAUGUGCUGUGCGCAGAGCCCUGGCUGGCGUGUUUCCAUACAGAGCAGGUUGGUGAAGGUGCUGGAACACAGAAGCCUCUGAGGGACAUGCUGCAGACCAGGGGGCCUGCCCUUGCCUCCAAAGAGGCCAUUUCCGGAGAUGUGCCUGUCAGUGGUUGCUGGCACGGGGCGCAUCUGGAGGGUAGGGUCCCUACAGACCCUAGUUGCCUCCUUUACCCACAGGGGUGCCCUGUCUUCCUCCAGAAAAGAGCAGGGACAAAUGGCGGUGGGGGGCGGGGGUUGGGGGGCGGAAUCCAAAGUCUCACUGUUGAGCCUGCAGCCUGAAUUCUAGUCUAGAAUAUUUUUAAAAAUGGAAGAUCUUACCCUUUUUUAUAUCAUUACUCUGGAUCUUUCCCUCCCUAAGAGAUUAUGCUAUUUAAGGUUUACUCAGCCGAGUAGGUGACCAACUUAGCCCUUGGGGGAAAAAAUGAAAAAUGAAAAGCCUUUCUUCUGAAGCCUUCUUCCACCUUGCUCACCAUUAACACCGUCCUGCGGAUCACAAGCCCAGACUUACCUACCUGGUAGGAAAGAAAGUCUGGAUAAAUGGGAACCUAG